ACUCACGGACCAGGCCGUGCUCAGAGAGGACACAGCAGCAUAACUGUUAAAGAAACAGUAACAACUUACGCAACUGGAAUCUUCACCACGUGGUUUGAAAAUAUAAACGAGACAGACUUUCACCGUCAGUAAACUUCCUGGCUAAAGGUUACCGUUCGUUACUUGUGGAAGCUGAAAUAGAGGAAGAGAGAGAGAAGGGCAUUAAUAACUGCAGCACGCAACUACGAGAGACAAGAUAAGGCUGCUGGUGUGGCACUGCGUCACGUGACUGACCACAAUGGCACCACGCACUGCUACCUCCGUCGCGCCUCAGGCGGUCGUUGUGCAUGACCUCGGGGCCCAGAAGAGCAGCGGGAUCGUUACGCCCAUCCACCACAAGAAACACUCGCAUCACGCCAACAUGACAGCGAAACAGGCUCGACAAGCAAUUGUGAGUGCAGCGAGAGACGGCUACCUGAGAAGCGUGCAGCAGCUGUUGCAAAAGACGGGACCAAGUGUACUUCGCGGCAGCACACUGCUGCACGUGGCAGCAGAACACAACCAGGUGUCCGUGGCGCUUUUCAUGAUGCAGUUCAUCAGCCCCAACGCUGUCAACGCGGACGGCAACACGCCGGCUCAUCUGGCGGCCAGGAGGGGCCACACCCAGGUGCUGAGUAUGCUGCUGCGUGACCCCUUCCUGGAUAUCACCAAACGUGACCGCUCUGGCUACACUUUCAAACAAUGGCUUUGUGUGCCGCUGUUUGACGCGGUUCUAAAGUGGGACAAUGUCAAGAUCAAAGAUCUGCUGAGUGUGGGCGCUGACCCUGACCUGGACGCCGGGGGCGUGGUGGGCGGCGCGCUGGUGCGAGAGUUGCAGGUCACCACUGCUCGCCAGCUGGCCCGUGCCCUAGGACGGGAUCAGCAGAUUGCCCCCAUGUUUGGAAAGAUUAGCGCCGCAAAGGCAGCACUAACAGACACCAUUCUACGACAGCCGCCAACGUCGGGAGACUCCGGCAAGGUGGAUCCUUCUGCCACACUGGAAGGCCGCAGCGCCACUCUCCGCCAACUGCCGAUGGGCUCCCUGAGGCUGCAGGUGGCCCCCUCUGAGGCGGUGGCUGGGGGACAUGACGUGUACCAGACCAACGACUCUUCUCCCGGCUACGUGUGUGUCCUGAACUACGGCGCCUUCCAGGAUCGCCCUGACCUGCACCUUGGCGGUUCCGAAGCUGACGCCCACAACGUGGCCAGCGUGUUCAGCAAGAUGGGCUACACCGGCCACACUCACUUCUCCCUCACUGCUGACCAGACCAGGCAGGAGCUGACGAGGUUGCAGGACAUGCAGGAGGUGCGUCAGGCUGCGUGCCUCGUCUUCGUCAUCUCCAGCCACGGCACGUCUAGGCAACAAUUCCUCACCAGCGACAUGCAACUCCUGCACACUCAAUGGGUGCUCGACCUCUUCAAGGACUCGCAGUGCCCUCACCUGAAGGACAAGCCCAAGGUGUUCCUGUGGGAUCUGUGCCACGGCCAAUACAGAGAGAACCACAUCCAAAGCGACGCAGCUCCUCAACACGGCAGACUAGAUGAGCCGCUGCGGGACGUGGUGUGCGUGCACUCCAGCAGCGGAGGCUUCACCAACUACACCUUCACCAGGGACGGCACGCCCUUCACCAAGGCGUUGUGCCGCACCCUGGCACACCAUGCUCACCACAAGGACUUCGACGAGCUGUACAGGACAUUCCUCGCUGAGUACUGCAAGCUCGCGCCUGGUGUGGUGCCUACCCUUACCAACAUUGGCUUCAGCAAAAGAUUCUUCUUUAACCCAAGACCUGAGGCCAACGCGUGAGCUCAAUGGUUGUGCUUCCGCCAUUUACAUAUGUGCUGAUCUGAUACCAAAGAGAGCGUUAAGUAUGCGCGUGAGGUGCAAGACACCGUGGUCACCAGGGAAAGCUGCUGCAGAGACUGUGGAGUCUUAAAACUAACUCUGUGGAAUCAUAAUUUAAAGAGAUAUACGCACUUGUAUGGUGAGCCCAGACUGUAUGCGAGUGUCUGGGUUUGAAUCUGUCAGCGUGUAGUGUGUACAGAUUGUAUGCAUAAAGAUUUUAUGAAUGUAGUUUUAGUGGUUACUUUUAUUAAAUAUCACAUUUG
Molecule: messenger RNA, 2124 nt
Organism: Scylla paramamosain (green mud crab)
Lineage: Eukaryota; Metazoa; Arthropoda; Malacostraca; Decapoda; Portunidae
Product: caspase-like
Exons: 6
Coding region: 278-1822 (514 amino acids)
Biological process (GO): proteolysis
Molecular function (GO): cysteine-type endopeptidase activity; protein binding
Source: RefSeq, a predicted model, not a curated record